UCUGCGCCCCAGGAUGCUGCGGGAUGUGUCUGUCAGCGACACCCGGACUACAGUCCUCGGCACGGAGAUCAGUUUCCCUGUAGGCAUUGCGCCUACUGCCUUUCAUUGCUUGGCAUGGCAUGAAGGAGAAAUUAGUACAGCAAAAGCCACUGAGGCGGUGAACACUUGUUACAUCACCAGCACCUACUCUACCUGCUCAGUGGAGGAGAUUGUGGCAGCUGCUCCCAACGGCUACCGCUGGUUUCAGCUGUAUGUUUACCGGAACCGGCAGAUCUCAGAGCACAUUGUCCACCGGGUCGAAGCACUGGGUUACAAGGCUUUGGUACUUACAGUAGAUGUUCCCUACACUGGGAAAAGGAGGAAUGACCUCCGGAACAAGUUUCGACUACCGCCACAUCUUAAAGUAAAGAAUUUUGAUGGUGUUUUUGAGGAAAACAACUGUCCUGAAGAGUGUGGAAUUCCAGCCAACACUCUAGACCCAUCUAUCAGCUGGAAGGACAUCUACUGGCUGCAGUCCUUGACCCGUCUGCCCAUUGUUAUCAAAGGGAUUCUUACUAAGGAAGAUGCCGAGUUGGCUGUGGAGCAUGGGGUCCAGGGUAUCAUUGUGUCCAACCAUGGGGGCAGACAGCUGGAUGGAGGGCCUGCUACAAUAGAUGCCCUUGCAGAGAUUGUGGAUACAGUGCAGGGUAGAAUUGAAGUGUAUUUAGAUGGAGGAAUCCGCACAGGAAGCGAUGUGUUGAAGGCUAUUGCAGUUGGAGCAAAGUGUGUCUUUAUUGGGAGGCCUGUGGUUUGGGGCCUUGCUUACAAGGGGGAAGAAGGAGUCCGGGAGAUUUUGCAGAUUCUCAAUGAUGAAUUUCGCCUGUCCAUGGCACUGUCUGGUUGCAGAAAUGUUUCUGAGAUCAACAGAAACUUGAUUCAGUUUUCCAAGCUUUAGUCUACAUCCUGCUUCUUAAUCUGAGAAUGCAU
This is a messenger RNA of Polyodon spathula (Mississippi paddlefish), 966 nucleotides long. Its product is annotated as hydroxyacid oxidase 2-like. Lineage: Eukaryota; Metazoa; Chordata; Actinopteri; Acipenseriformes; Polyodontidae. Gene Ontology annotation, molecular function: FMN binding; oxidoreductase activity. The transcript is spliced from 6 exons. The coding region runs from base 14 to 934 and encodes 306 amino acids. The record is from RefSeq and is a predicted model, not a curated record.